ACAAUGUUUUGCUUAGAAUAUCUUAUCGGUGUUUAUAUUACCAGCAAUUGGAGUCUAGUUAUAUUCAAAGUAGGCAUCACCAGUAGUCACUAUCUUAUCUCAAGAAUUUCGAUUGCUCAUUUGUACAGCCUAAUAAUCUAUUCAACCUCUUCGCAUAUUCAUGUUAUCAUCAUUGCUUCGAAAACGUUCAAAACUGAUAUCAGUUGGAUAUCGAAGUUUGCACGUGAGUGGUGCUAUGGAUCCCCACAUCAAUACCCUGAAAGCGUUGUUCCUCGGAGCCGUCAACUCUGUCAAACCGAAGGCUCUGUUUGAAUCGUUCCUGCGAGAUGACUCCAUCAAGGAACAACUCCACAUUCCGGGUAAACGCUACCAUGUAGUGGGUUUUGGUAAAGCAGUUUUGGGAAUGGCGGUUCAGAUUGACCGUAUACUUGGCGAAAGAUUGGCCAGUGGUUGUAUAAGCAUUCCGAUAGGAACCCUUGAACGGUUCAAAGAUGACUUCGAAUUUCAACUAAGCAAAAGCACAAACAUCGUUGUCAUCGAGGGUGCUCGGAAUAAUCUUCCAGACGUUAAAGCUGUAGAAGCUGCCAGAAAAAUCAAAUGCCUUGCUGAAGGAAUGACAGACGAUGACAUCCUGUGCGUUCUGGUGUCCGGAGGAGGUUCGGCCUUACUUCCACUGCCAAAAACUCCUGUUACUUUAGACGAGAUACUUUCUGUUAUAAAACUACUAGCUUCUGCGGGAGCAUCUAUCGAAGAACUAAAUGUUGUGAGAAUUCUACUAUCAGACGUCAAAGGAGGAAAGUUGGCUUUGGCUGCCAAGCACUCGCACAAAUUACUCAGUUUUAUAAUUUCCGACAUCGUUGGUGAUCCAAUUCCGCUGAUUGCAAGUGGUCCGACUGUUCAAGCUAACGUUACCAACAAAGCAGCAUUGAAUAUCUUGGAGAAAUACCAUCUGAGUGAUAAAAUGCCACAUUCUGUUGUAAAAAUUAUCCACCAUUCGGAUCCCAAGAGAAGUAAGGUCCCAGGCGAUAUACACUUAAUUGGUUCUAACAAAAUUGCAAUCGAGUGUGUCGUCAGUGAAGCAUCAAAGACUGGAAUUGUCGCUUUGCCACUAACAUCCAGUGUACAAGGAAACGUUGCACCUCUAGGCAAAGCCUACGCAGAAUUAGCAGCUAACAUAAGAAAAUUCCAGGACAACUCUACAGAAAAACAUGCUUUCAUAAAAACUGUAGCUCAGUUAGGAAAGUCACUUCACUACGACAGUUCAAAAGCUACAGAACUGGCCGAAAUAAUAUCGAACAACCCUAGAAAGGACUUGCUACUUGUUGCCGGAGGAGAGCCCACUGUGGUGGUGCAAGGUCACGGCUCGGGAGGAAGGAAUCAGGAACUCGCCUUAAGAUUCAGUCUGGAAUGCUGGCAGAAGCAGGAUCCAUCUCUUCAGGACGUGAUACUACUCUCGGCCGGUACGGAUGGAAUCGAUGGGCCAACGGAGGCAGCUGGAGCCAUUGGAGGAGCCGGAGUAGUGGAGCAGUUUAAUGCAAUGGCUAGUCAAAAGUUCGUUUUGGGCUUUAUCGAAGAUAAUGAUUCGAACACUUUCUACAAAUUGGUAGGAAAUGGAAAGUAUCAUAUCGUGACGGGACAUACCGGCACGAACGUAAUGGAUUUGCAUAUGUUGUACAUACCAUGGAAUAAGAAGUAAAUUGAAUUUUUUUUUGUAAAUAUA
Messenger RNA from Aedes aegypti (yellow fever mosquito), 1720 nucleotides. RefSeq names its product glycerate kinase. The coding region runs from base 161 to 1696 and encodes 511 amino acids. Lineage: Eukaryota; Metazoa; Arthropoda; Insecta; Diptera; Culicidae. The record is from RefSeq and is a predicted model, not a curated record. Gene Ontology annotation, molecular function: glycerate kinase activity. The transcript has 2 exons. Gene Ontology annotation, biological process: protein phosphorylation. Gene Ontology annotation, cellular component: cytoplasm.